Astyanax mexicanus (Mexican tetra) is the source of this 4903-nucleotide messenger RNA. RefSeq names its product ST14 transmembrane serine protease matriptase a (gene st14a). Gene Ontology annotation, biological process: proteolysis; acrosome reaction. The transcript is spliced from 19 exons. NCBI's taxonomy places the organism in Eukaryota, Metazoa, Chordata, Actinopteri, Characiformes, Acestrorhamphidae. The record is from RefSeq and is a predicted model, not a curated record. The coding region runs from base 1316 to 3823 and encodes 835 amino acids. Gene Ontology annotation, molecular function: serine-type endopeptidase activity; protein binding.
GUCAGUGUUUAGGUUGUGUUUGGCUCUAGGUUCUGUCAGAGUUUGGGUUCAGUUCUGUCAGGGUUAGAGUUGUGUUUGGCUGUAGGUUCUGUCAAUGUUUAAGUUGUGUUUGGCUGUAGGUUCUGUCAGGGUUUGGAUUGGGUUUGGCUGUAGUUUCUGCCAGAGUUUUGGUUGUGUUUGGCUGUAGGUUCUGUCAAGGUUUGGGUUGUGUUUGGCUGUAGGUUCUGUCAGAGUUUGGGUUAAGUUUGGCUGUAGGUUCUGUCAGAGUUUGGGUUGAGUUUGGCUGUAGGUUCUGUCAGAGUUUGGGUUGAGUUUGGCUGUAGGUUCUGUCAGGGUUAGAGUUGUGUUUGGCUGUAAGUUCUGUAUGAGUUUGGGUUGGGUCUGGCUGUAAGUUCUGAGCUGGUUCUCGGUUUGAAGGUUUCAGUCUGAUUUUAGGUUUUGCCGUUUUGACGCAACAGAAACCGGUGUGUCCUGUUUUGUGUCGUCUACCACCGGAAUGUUCGAAACGGAAGUGAAUGACGGAGGUAAGAGUCCCCCAGUUAGGCCGAUACCAGAACCGAUACCCUGUACCGCUGAGUCUCAGAGCUGGUGAGUGGGAGUUCGGGGUUCGGCUGGACUUCUGUGUGAGUUUUCAGCCCAAUUUUAACACAAAACAAAAAACUCAGGCUUAUGAUUUAUACUUUUUAAACUUUCCAUCUACCUGUGUACCCGCAUCUCACAGCACGCACGCGCAGUUUAAUCCCACCUGUAUUGAGCAAACCUUCCCGCUGCCCUUGUAAACCCCGCCUCCUGUCUCAGGAUUGGCUAUAGGCUGCAGGUUUAAGGAAUAAGGGCUUGAAAUCUUUGGAUUGACAGCCAAAUUCUAGCCAGUCGUGGCUAUGGAGGGCGGGGCAUGUUGGAAAACGGGUGGUAAAAGAAGAACAUGAUGCGCGAGUGUGACAGGUGAGUAUCGCUGAGUUGGCCACGCCCUCUGAAACCUGAACCCGGCGUUUUCCGUGUUGUUUGGUCGCAGGUAGGCUGGAGAUAUGUGUUUGUCGAUUGUUUCGUUCCGUGAAAUCUGUACGAUAAGGUAAACUUUGCUUACUCCCCACUAAAACUCUACUGUAACUCCAGAAACUCGGUUUUUGAGUGGAUUUAGAGUGGAUUUGGGUUUGAGUGGGUUAGUUUGAGCGCGAGACGCGGCGGUGCUGGGUGUGUUACUGGAUCACCUGUAGUCUAAAAAACAGCAGGACGGGUUCAACUGCUUCCGGAAGUCUCAGCAGCAGACUAAACCCGGGCUGUGAGCUGAAGAGCAGCCGGUACUGGUACCAGAACCAUGGACCCCAUGGAUGCAGGAAUGCGGUACACCCCCAAGUCCUCGGAUAGGGACUGGGACCAGGCCGUCACUUUUCUCCCAGCGACAGAUUCGGCUAAACUGGAGAAAAAGAAGGGUCCAGGGAGGGUUGGUGCCAUCUUGGGUGUGGUUGUAUUUGCCUGUGUUCUGGCUUUAAUAACGGGACUCCUCGUCUGGCAUUUCCACUUCCGCAAGGAUCAAAAGACGUUGAAGAUGUACAACGGUUAUAUGCACAUCACCAGCCAGGAGUUUCAAGCUGCUUACGAGAACCCAAAUAGCACAGAGUUCCAGAUGCUCGCUAAACAGGUCGUUACUCAGUUGAGAGAUAUCUACAGUAAAACCCCUGCAUUGUCCAAAUAUUAUGUGGACUCGACAGUACAGGCCUUCAGUCAGGGCAGUGUGGUGGCUUAUUACCUGUCGGAGUUCCAUGUUCCAGCAUCACAGGAAGCUGCAGUAGACUCUGCCAUAAGUUCAUUGGAGAACCUUAAAUACCAGCGCAGUUUACAGUCCGGAUCACUGAUGUUUGACCGUGUUGUAGCUUCAGCGGUGGACCCACGGAUGCUGAGGAAGCGCAAAAUUAAAAGGUUCAGCGCUAACACACAACCCAACCGGCCCAUCCUGGUCGAGUCACCCAACUUCCCCAACUUCCCGUACCCAUCUAAUACGCUGGUGCAGUGGCAGUUAAAGACCGAGCCUGGCAAUGUCAUUCAGCUGGACUUCCAAACCUUCUACCUGGAGAACGAAUGCAAGAACGACUUUGUAAAGGUUUACGAUUCGCUGGCAGCCAUCGAAAGUCGGAUCAUGGCGGAAAAGUGUGGAUACUACUCUCCCAACGACCCUCUUGGGUUCAUAUCCUCUGGUAACAUCAUGCUGGUCACACUGGUGACCAACGAGGAGGGAAACUAUCCAGGCUUCAGAGCUAUGGCCACACAGGUGGCGAGAGGAAGUCAAGGUAUGUCAUGUGGUGGAACUCUGAAAGGAAAUUCCGGUACCUUUACAUCUCCAAACUACCCGAAAUAUUACCCCCCCAACACCAGGUGUGAAUGGACUAUUGAGGUGCCGCAAAACAUGAACGUGAAGCUGAUUUUCUCAAAGUUCAUGAUGUCGGUGGGUCAGCCCGGCCUCUGCCAGAAUGACUACGUACAAGUAAAUGAGGAGAAGUUGUGUGGUAGUGUUUCUGCUAAUAAACUUGUGACAAGCAGUUCGAACAAGAUGAAAGUGGUAUUCUACUCAGAUGGGUCGCUCGUGGACCGUGGGUUCAAUGCCACAUUCUCAUCCUUUGAGCCCACUAACCCAUGUCCUGAUAAGUUCCUGUGCAACAAUAAGCGCUGUGUAAGCCAUGACCUUCGCUGUGACGGGUGGAACGACUGUGGGGACAGCAGUGACGAGAAGGGCUGCAAGUGUGACUCUUCGAUGAUCAGCUGUAGGAACGGGAUGUGUAAGCCGAUGUUCUGGAAGUGUGACGGGAUUGAUGACUGUGGAGAUAGAACUGAUGAGAUGAACUGUGCCUCUUGUAAGGCGGGUGAAUUAGCGUGUGGUAAUGGGAAGUGUAUCUUGGAGAAGCAGAAGUGUGACGGGCGGGACGACUGCGGUGAUAAGUCGGAUGAAGUGGACUGUGGGCCAAAGACGGUGUGCACGGUGAGUAAUUACAAGUGUAAGAACGGCGAGUGCAUCACCAAACAGAACCCAGAAUGUGACGGAAAGAUAGACUGUACGGACGAGUCCGAUGAGGACUGUGGAGACUGUGGGCUGAAAGCAUUCAAGUUAUCCCGUGUUGUGGGCGGUCAGGAUGCUGUUGUAGGAGAGUGGCCUUGGCAAGUCAGCCUUCACAUUAAGAACUCCAUUCACGUGUGCGGAGCGUCAAUCAUCAGCGAGCACUGGCUGGUGACCGCGGCCCACUGUGUACAGGACGAUGCCAAAGUCAGGCUUUCUCAGCCGGGCUCGUGGGAGGCGUAUCUUGGCCUUCACGACCAGAAACAGCUGGAAGUAGCUCAGAAACGCUACCUGAAGAGGGUCAUCCCUCAUCCCAACUAUAACGAAUACACCUUUGAUAACGACAUUGCCCUGAUGGAGCUGGAGCAGCCCGUCACCUUCACAGACACCAUCCGGCCCAUCUGCCUGCCCUCCUCCUCCUACGACUUCCCCGCGGGCACAACUGUGUGGAUCACAGGUUGGGGGGCCACCAGAGAGGGAGGUUCGGGUGCAAAGGUUCUGCAGAAGGCUCAGGUUCGGAUCAUUAACAGCACCGUGUGUGAUUCUCUGAUGAACGGUCAGAUCACGUCCCGGAUGACCUGUGCUGGAGUUCUGUCUGGAGGGGUGGACGCCUGCCAGGGAGACUCUGGUGGUCCACUGUCCAGCAGUAAUGGUGAACGGAUGUUCCUGGCGGGGGUGGUGAGCUGGGGUGACGGCUGUGCCCGCAGGAACAAGCCUGGCAUUUAUUCUACUGUGCCCAAAUUCCGCGCCUGGAUCAAAGAGAUGACAGGAGUAUAACUCCAGGAAACACUUUGGAAUUAUAUGUAAUUCUAUGGAUUUUUUAAAUGGACUUGAGAAAAGCAUCGGUGAUGUGUUCUACAGAGUGAUCUGCCUGAGUGGACAAACUGAAAUUUGGUCAGGUCUGCGUUCGACCCAGAGCUACGAGUCUGUGUCCUUCACACAGAACCAACACUUUUUAUCUGUGUUUUAUUUAGUACAGCACACACAACACCACCUACACACUCCAUCACACUUCAGAUAGACAUUCAUUCUUUUUUUAAUUAAUUGUGGUUUGUAGUUAUUUGUUUUAUAUGUGAAUAUUUUAUGUUGAGAUGGGUUUUGGUUUUAUGUAAAUAAAUGUAUUUUCUGCUUUUAAACUGGUUUCUCAGUAAUGGAUUUUUAGUGCCUGUAGCUUGUCCAAUCCCUAUCAAUUAAUCCAUCAUUAUCUGUCUGUCUUUCUGUAAUGGGGGGCUAUAUUAAUAUGUGUUUAAUUUUAGAUCCUUUUUAAUAGUUGAUGAAUUUACUGCUCAUCCUCCUGAGUAAUGUAUAUGUGUGCAGUUUAUUAAUACAGUACAGAACUUACUAAAAUGUGAAUAAGACUUGUCAUUCUUGCAUAUCAUUUAACUCUCAUUUACAUGAAUAAGAGACCAUACUGACGCUAUCGUUCUCUAAUGAGCUCAGCUCAUCUGUGGGUCUGUUUAUUGUUGUUUGUGUAUUGUUUUGUGUAUAUGUUAUAGGUGAAGCAAUUUGGUAAUCUUACAGUCAGUGAAUGUGAAGCUGUUGAUGGGAACAUUGUGGUUUUUUUUGUUUGUUUGUACCAGGAGUUUUGCCUUUUACAUUAAUGGUGGCCGAUCCAGUUCCACAAAGUGACCUCCGGUGUUUGAGCUCAUUGUUUUUUCAGGGAUUGCCUUUAGCUGCUGCAUUUUAGACAUUAGGAUGCUUUUGAAAAACUUAAUUGUGCCCCCAAAUCUUUUGAAUCUGUGAAUAUCAACAAAUGCUAAUUUGUCCAUUAAAUGUUUUUAAUUUAACCCUGUAAUCAGUCUCCUGCUGUCUGUACACAGAUUAAUAAACAUAUGCCUUAUUAAAGGUUGAGGUUAA